Molecule: messenger RNA, 833 nt
Organism: Cherax quadricarinatus
Lineage: Eukaryota; Metazoa; Arthropoda; Malacostraca; Decapoda; Parastacidae
Source: RefSeq, a predicted model, not a curated record
UCAUGUUCGCAAGUACAUAUGUCAGUGUGGACACAAUUUUUUUGCAGAAAAGCAAUAUUUGAAAAAAACACGGGAUGACCAGAUGCAGAAAGCAGGAAAUAUAGCCAGUAAAAAUGGCAAUCUUUGGCGGGCCUUUGAUGCAAUUCAAAAACAGAGUUGCAAGAUAAGAGGAGGGGGCUAUGCAAUUGCAACGCUUUAUUAUAAAGAAUGUCCCACUAGAAAUAUCAAGGGCAUUAUAUCAGGAAGUGCUCUGGAAGCAGAUGACAAGGCUCUACUCAUAGAUGUAUUCUGUAAGGUGGCCAAAUCUUCAAAGAAUAAAGAAAAUGAACAAAAAGAAGACGAACAAAAAGGAGAGAAACAGUCAUCUGUCUUAAAUAAGUCUGUUGCACCUUCCCGGAACGAUGAUGAGAGUAAACGCCCUCAAGUGAAACUUACAGAAGACGUGGAAGUGAAAUAUAUAAUUGAAGAAGACCCACUUGUAAUCAAAGAAGAACCAUAUGCAACUGAAGAAGAACUGCUUGUAAUCGAAGCAGAACCAUUUGUAAUUAAAGAAGAACCAUUUGUGAUUAAAGAAGAACCUCAUGUAAUUAAAGAAGAACCCAUCUAAAAGAGUAAGCUUAAGUAACCUACAUUAUAUAAGGUUUUCAUAGAAAAGUGACUAGGUAAUACCACUGUGUUGUUUUAAAAUAAUUAUACCCAAAUGUUAGUAGAAUUAAUACUUAAUUUUUUUUGUAUUUUCAUAGAUAUGUAUGAUUGUAACUCAAAUUAUUAAACAGAAAAACAGUUAUAUGCUUUUUUUCUUACCAGCAAAUGAAUAAAUCUUAAUAAUUGGU